CUGAAAAAAAUUGCGAUAAGAUACAAGAUUUGAUAUAAAAGAUGUUUUUAAGUGGAACUAGCGUAAACGUAAUAAUUUUGGUAGAGAACAUUUUUAUUCUUCCAAAAGCUAUUUGGUUAUAAAAUGAAGUGUAUUUACAUAGUAGCUCUAUGCUUAAUUUUAAUAAAUGGUGAAAGUAUAAUCGAGGUUGAAGAUACAAACGUGAAAGAUCCAACUUUCGAACAAGAUGCCAUAGAAUCUUACAAACAAGCACACGACAUGGUUCCUACGGAAAAUGAGUUAUUUUACCAAACACUAUCAUUGUUGUUCGGUAGUAAACGAAAUGAAUCAGAUAGUUGGAAAAUUUCAACAAACUGUGCGGGAUUUUUUAAUCCAAAUAAAACUAGUCCUUAUAUAGUUUUAUACGUUAAUUAUACAACUUCUGCGAGACAUAUAAGAAUAUUUGCUUAAAUCGGAAACUUAAUUUUUAGUAUAAUUUAGAAAAUAAAUUUAUGUCUUCACUGUGUUA
Molecule: messenger RNA, 508 nt
Organism: Diorhabda carinulata
Lineage: Eukaryota; Metazoa; Arthropoda; Insecta; Coleoptera; Chrysomelidae
Exons: 2
Coding region: 124-450 (108 amino acids)
Source: RefSeq, a predicted model, not a curated record